AUGGCCCAGCCCUUGUCCCGGCCCCUCGUCCUAUCCCCAUCCAGCCCUUGGCCCCCAGCCCCGCCCUCGCCCCGCUUCCCAAAUCGGUCCCAGCCCCGGCCUGAGUCCCAGCGAAUGCCCAGGUCCAGGUCCCAACCCAGGCCCCCGCUCCAGUCCCAGUCCCUGUGCCUUUCCUGGCCCCUAACCCCGCCUAUGCCCGUGUUCCACCUUCUGUCACAAAUCCCAGCCCAUCCCCUGUCCCGACCCCAUUCCCAGUGUUUGCUUAAGCCCCAGGCCCAAACCCUACCCUUGCUCCAGUCCCCAUCACAGCCCCUCCUUCCAUCCCUUUCCCUGCCCUUGUUCAAACCCCAGUGCCUAGCACAGCCCAAUCCAUUAUCUCAGCCUUUGCCCUCGUCUCUGUGUUUACCGAAGUCUCUCCCACUACCCACCCCUGUCUCUCAUACCGUGCCCCUCUCCCAGCCUCGACUCAGGUCUGGGCUCCAGCUGUCGCCCGCCUUAUUGCUGCUGUUGCUGUUCUCUGUCCUUGGCCCAGGGGCUGGAGGCCUCUUCCUGACUGACUACUCCACCUGCUCACCCCGCAAGCUGAGUCCCUUCCGCUCCUUUGCCAGCACCGAGCUCUUCCACUUCCACGUUCCCGAGGACACGUUCCUGGCUGUUUGGAACCUCAUCAUCUUCAAGGAGCAGGGGGGAACUUUUGGGGACCACUGUCCAGACCAAAGUGUGACUGUGUAUUUCCGGUCCGGGGCACCCCCUGUCAUCAAUCCCCUGCACACACACUUCCCGGGGGACACAGCUGUGCCUGGGGUUUUCUCACUGACCCUCAGCUGGACACUGCCCAACCGCACCUCAGGCAUCUUUAACGUCAGCAGCCCCUUACCUGGGGACUGGUUCUUGGCUGCCCACCUUCCCCAGGCCCACGGCCACAUCUCUGUCAAGGGUCUCCAGGAUGAGUGUCAGUACCUCCUUCAGCCGCAGCUGAUUGUCCGGCGUUUGCUGGAUGUUGCUGUGCUGGUGCCUGGCCGUCCCUCAGAGCAAACCCUCUCCCCGCACAAUCGCUCAGCCCUGUACAAGGUCUUUGUGCCCAGCUUUACUUACAGGGUUUCAGCACAGCUGGUAUGUGUGGGGAGCCGCGGGGCAUCGGUCUGCCCCCUGACACUGCGCCUACGUCCCAAGGCCCCACCCCUGCACAACUCAAGCUCUGUAUCCUGUGGAGGUGCCUCGAUGUGCCAGCUGGAGCUGGCACUCCCCCCCUGGGGACACUGGGUCUACGUGCGUGUGGAGAUACCAUCCCGGGGUCCUGGCAGGACCAUCCGCUUCCAGCUGUGUGUGCGGUUGCAAGAGUGCCCGCAGCCCAGCCUGUCCCGUGUCCUGGUCCCUGGAGCUGCCAUGAACAUGCCCCAGUCACUGGGCAACCAACCACUGCCCCCAGAGCCGCCAUCCCUGGGGGCCUCUCCUGAAGGGCCUGGGGCCACAUCUCCACCAGAGCACUGCUGGCCAGUGCGCCCAACGCUGCGUAAUGAACUGGAUACCUUCUCUGUCCACUUCUACAUCUUCUUUGGCCCCAGCGUGGCCCUCCCCCCUGAGCGCCCGGCAGUGUUUGCCCUGAGGCUGCUGCCAGUGCUGGACAGUGGGGGCGUCCUCAGCCUGGAGCUCCAGCUCAAUGUGAGCUCCCUGCGCCAGGAAAACGUGACAGUGUUCGGAUGCCUGACUCACGAGGUGCCCUUGAGCCUGGGGGAUGCAGCAGUGACCUGUUCUAAAGAGUCCCUGGCUGGCUUCCUCCUUUCCGUCAGUGCCACUUCCAGAGUGGCCAGGCUGCGAAUCCCCUUCCCACAGACUGGGACCUGGUUCCUGACCCUCCGCUCUCUGUGCGGCGUGGGGCCUCGGUACGUGCGGUGCCGGAACGCUACGGCUGAGGUGCGGCUGCGCACUUUCCUUUCCCCUUGCGUGGACGACUGCGGGCCCUAUGGCCAGUGCAAGCUGCUGCGCACGCACAACUACCUGUACGCGGCCUGCGAGUGCAAGGCCGGGUGGAGGGGCUGGGGCUGCACUGACAGUGCAGAUGCGCUCACUUAUGGAUUCCAGCUGCUGUCCACACUUCUGCUCUGCCUGAGCAACCUCAUGUUUUUGCCACCCGUGGUCCUGGCCAUUCGGAGCCGAUAUGUGCUGGAGGCUGCUGUCUACACCUUCACCAUGUUCUUCUCCACGUUUUACCAUGCCUGUGACCAGCCAGGCAUUGUGGUUUUCUGCAUCAUGGACUACGAUGUGCUGCAGUUCUGUGAUUUCCUGGGCUCCUUAAUGUCGGUGUGGGUCACUGUCAUUGCCAUGGCUCGUUUACAGCCUGUGGUCAAGCAGGUGCUGUAUUUGCUGGGGGCUAUGCUGCUGUCUAUGGCUCUACAGCUUGAUCGGCAUGGACUCUGGAACCUGCUCGGACCCAGUCUCUUCGCCCUGGGGAUCUUGGCCACAGCCUGGACAGUACGCAGCGUCCGCCGCCGGCAUUGCUACCCACCCACAUGGCGCCGCUGGCUUUUCUACCUGUGCCCGGGCAGCCUUAUUGCAGGCAGUGCUGUCCUACUCUAUGCUUUUGUGGAGACCCGAGACAACUACUUCUACAUUCACAGCAUUUGGCAUAUGCUCAUCGCUGGCAGUGUGGGCUUCUUGCUGCCCCCACGUGCCAAGACUGACCACCGGGUCCCAUCUGGAGCCCGGGCCCGGGGCUGCGGUUACCAGCUGUGCAUCAAUGAGCAGGAGGAGCUGGGCCUUGUGGGCCCAGGAGGGGCCACUGUCAGCAGCAUCUGUGCCAGCUGAGGGGGGGCUUUGGGCCUGGCCCUUGGGGAAUAUGAACCCUUCCUAGGGGCAGAGAGCCCUUCGUGGGAAUGCGGAGCCGUCCCAGGGAUAAGAGACAGGUUGUGUUUCUAGAGGCCACGGAGUCUUUCUUGAGGACAUGGAGCUCUUCUAGGGGCCUGGCGCACUUCCUGAAGGCUUGGAGUCUUCCUGCAUCCAUGGAGUCCUUCUUAAGGACUGGAGCCUGUGCAGGGCCACAGAGCCCCUCAGGACCAAGGAGUCACUCCUAGGGGUGUGGAGUCCUUCCCAGGGAUAUGGAGCCCUCCUAAGGACAUGGAUUCCUUCCCCGGGAGACAAAGCCCUCUCAGAACAUGGCAUCAUUCCCGAGGAAAUGGAGUCCAUCUUGGGGAAACUGAGUCUCCAGAUCUUCCCAGCAGUUCAGCAACUCUGGCCUCAGGCUUCCUUCCCAAGGCAGCAUCUGGGCUGUGCCAUGCUGUCUUGUGCUGGGAGGGGGAUUGCAGGACAGAUGGGGCUGGGGCUGGGGCGGCUGGUAUUCUGAGUUGAUGCAGGUGGAGUCUGGUGUGUCUCCAAUGAAGUAUUUGCUGGUUC
Messenger RNA from Lynx canadensis (Canada lynx), 3390 nucleotides. It is a transcript of the gene TMEM8B, whose product is annotated as transmembrane protein 8B. The transcript is spliced from 13 exons. Gene Ontology annotation, cellular component: plasma membrane. The record is from RefSeq and is a predicted model, not a curated record. Bases 1 to 2805 code for a protein of 934 amino acids. NCBI's taxonomy places the organism in Eukaryota, Metazoa, Chordata, Mammalia, Carnivora, Felidae.